UGCUAAAUUACAUAAGUUCAGUUGAAUUUACUUCUGGUAACUUACUUUCAGAAGUUUUAAAAAAAUCAGACUCCAGAAAUAACCUGCUGAAGCUCCAAAAAUGCUGAAGCUAUGAUUCAGUAGUCAAGUGGCACAUUCUUCUGAGCAACAUGUAGUAGUGUGGAUAGAUGGUGGAGCCAUUAAGUUAGUGCCUGUGUUAAUGCAUGUCUGAGUAAAACUUGCUUGACUUAUCAUUUCAUCAGUAUUACCAAGAUAGCUCUUAAUUAAACUGUGGGUUAAAAUAGAAGUGAAUGUCAGCAACCCUGAUAAAGAUAAAUGACUGUUAUCAAGACCUUAUUUUUUUUAUGUGGUAUAUAGAGAAGCUCACAAAUCUGGGGUUUACUUAUUUUUGGAAUGGUAAUUAUCCAGCAUCUUACAGGUUGCUCUGAAUAAUUGCUACAGUUAUUAAAAAGUUGCUUUAAGAAAAGUAAUGGUAAGCUCUAAUUCAAGAUGAUUGAACUUCUGUAACUCCACCGUUUAUUUCACCUAGCCUUAGUGGCAGUUCCCAGUCAGGUUAGGAGAAACCAUUAUCUGGAAAAUCAAAUGGGUUUUGGUUCCUCUGAUUACUAAAAGUUAUUGACAGCUUCUCUGCUUCCUUGUAAUCAAAUCUGGGGAUACAAAUGUAUUUUAGCAGUUCUUUUGUGCUUAAGAGAAGACUCUAAAUUAGCUGUUAGUGUGCAGAAUGAGUCUUUGUGUUGAAACCUUUUUGACCUCCAGAAUUAUGCUAUUCCUCCUGCCUUCUUUCUAGCAAACUUCUGUCUGCAUUCUGUCUUCAACUCUGAGGCCUCCAAGGCUGUUGCUCUUUGGAACCAGAUGAGCAUUUUGUCUCACAGCUUGAAAGCUCUUGGUACUCAUUCAGUAGUCAUUUCUUCCAAAAAUGUUAGAAGUCUCAUCACUAAAGUAUUUAGAUUUUUUUUUUAUUUUUAUCGUUUGCAAAGUAGAGAAAAAGGCAUGUUGGGAGAAUUGAAUCUUCAGUUUUGGGCUCUUGUAUCAUAGAGAAAUAGAGAUGAGUAAGGAAGAAAAGAGCAUAUUAUGUCUUACUUCUAAGAUCUGCCAAGAAGAUAAUCUUCACUGUUCUGUGUUUUUGUAAUACUAAACUGCCACAGAUUUUUUAAACCAUAUUACAUAUCAAUUUUUUUAAACAGUGUGCUAGAAAUGGUUGAUGAAACCAAGAAGUCCUUGGAUUCUUUUAAGGAGUAGUCUAAUACUGUCUUUUCUUUUUUUCCCCUGCAUAUGCCUUCUUCUACUUUCCCCGUCUUCCCUCCCUUUUCCUACGCGAUUAAUAAAGACUCUUCUGCUCUCUCAACUUUGUUAUGGAUUUUCUUCUUCUUUUGCCAAGAACGUGGUGGACUGGGAAGAUAUUCAUAAAUACAACCUAAACUGAGUUUGAAUACCAGCCAGUGAAAGGGAGAAACUUGGGUUAGUCUAGCACAAAGUAAUCAUAGUGGGACUUGAUAAUGCUGGAAAGACUACUAUUCUUUACCAGUUCUUAAUGAAUGAAGUGGUUCAUACUUCUCCAACCAUAGGAAGCAAUGUAGAAGAAAUAGUGGUGAAAAACACUCAUUUCUUAAUGUGGGAUAUUGGAGGACAAGAAUCAUUACGGUCGUCGUGGAAUACCUAUUAUUCAAACACAGAGUUCAUCAUUCUCGUUGUUGACAGCAUUGAUAGAGAGCGACUUUCUAUUACAAAAGAAGAACUUUAUAGAAUGCUGGCUCAUGAGGAUUUACGGAAGGCUGCGGUUCUGAUCUUUGCGAACAAGCAGGACAUGAAAGGCUGCAUGACGGCUGCCGAGAUAUCCGCGUACCUCACCCUCAGCUCCAUCAAGGAUCACCCCUGGCACAUCCAGUCCUGCUGUGCUCUGACAGGAGAGGGAUUAUGCCAAGGUUUGGAGUGGAUGACCUCCCGUAUUGGAGUGAGAUAGCUUUUUUUUGCCUUUUUUUCUUUUUUUUUUUUUUUUUUUUUUUGUUAUUCCUCCAGAAGAAGAGACUUCUAUUUAUCCUGUGAACAUGUACAUUUUUCUGUACUUUUGGCUGCUGAGGCAGUGACCAAUGUUUAAUUUAUAUCAGCCAACCUCUAAGCUGUGCUUGAAUCAAGUGCAGUUGAACUGAAACACAAAAGUAUUUUCUUAACUUUUUUUAAUACACUAAUCUUCAACUGGAUGAACAUAUGUGAAUCUGUUUUUAAGCAUUGAAAUUCCUCUGAAUAUGAAUUCUAACUUUUUCAAUGAUAGCUUUUUAAAAUCUCUUUUGUCAUUGUCAAUAUUUCAUAUUUCCUCUUUCUAAAUAGUUGUAUAACUUACUAACAUAAAGGAGCACAUUUUAUUUAAUAAUUAAAAGUAGUGUUUAGGUUAACUUUACUCUGCCAUAGCUUUAACCUCAAAGGAUAACCAUAUCUCCAGCAGACUUCCUGGAAUAUUAGUAGAGUUCUAGUCAGCACAAGAAUGAAUAGUUAUGAAUGCAAAUUUUUAAGUGCUUAAUGAACUAGUUAAAGUUAAUAUUGUGAUGGCUUUCAAUCUGAUAUACAAUGGAACUUCUGCCUUAAAAAUCUGUUUCAGUCUCAGUUUCUCUGGUAGGUAGUUCUAGGACAUUCUUAUAUUCUUCUACUUGAAGGUACAUCUCUGUACAGUGCAUAAAAAUAUUAUUACUAAAUGCUGGUGUAGUCAUUUAGAACUUGAAUAGCUUUUCAAAGAUAAAUGGGUAAUUAAAUUUGGAAUCACAGCAGCCAGUGUUAUGUGUAGACUUUCUAUAUUCUGUUAAAAUUUUAAACUCUAUAUACGUGAGCCUUCCUCACCUUUUAGUGAGAGUGCUGUUUUCUAAAUUAAUACAAAAUCAAAAGGGAAGCCAGAUCUAUAAACAAAACAAAACCAUGGUGCUGUAUCUGUAGACUUCGGAGUGUAGCUAAUCUUGACAUUUAUUUAUCUACUAUCAUACAUGUUUUCAGAUUCUGUUACAGAGAAAUUAUUUUGCCUUCAUUUUUGUUUUUGGUCUUAUUUGCACAAGCAGAGAACUUUUGACAGUGUUUGAGUUAGAUGCCUUCACCUGAAAUUUGAAAAACAGGUGGUGAAAGAGUGGACCCAGUAACUGUUAAUUCAAUUUGAAGGGAAUUAAGUUAAAUCUAAAGAUAAUCUAAAGAUAUGGAGUUAAUUGAGAACAUGAAGCGUCACAUAAACCUAACUACCAGUCCCCCCAAAAACCCCACAUGAGGAUUAAAAAAAACCAACAAAUCAAAACCAAUAGUGGACACCCCGUUCCUAGCAAGGUCCCAGCAGCAGUCAGGUACCCAGCCUGUCUAAAUGCUUGGCAGGUUUCCAGAAGCACCAUUCUGCACUUCUGCAUGCCUAAAAGCCACAUGGAGUUUGGUUACCUGAACUGUUUUGCAAACUGACUGUAGGCUUUUGAUGACAAAAUGUUUCUGUUUAAUCUUGUUUUGAAAAUUUAAGAACACUGAGUUUUCUUUAAUAAAAUUUUAAGCUUUGUAAAUUUCAA
Melospiza georgiana is the source of this 3524-nucleotide messenger RNA. RefSeq names its product ADP ribosylation factor like GTPase 5B (gene ARL5B). The transcript is spliced from 6 exons. Bases 1532 to 1960 code for a protein of 142 amino acids. Gene Ontology annotation, molecular function: GTP binding; GTPase activity. The record is from RefSeq and is a predicted model, not a curated record. Gene Ontology annotation, biological process: protein localization to Golgi membrane; intracellular protein transport; vesicle-mediated transport. Gene Ontology annotation, cellular component: cytoplasm; trans-Golgi network. Lineage: Eukaryota; Metazoa; Chordata; Aves; Passeriformes; Passerellidae.